AUGGCCAAGUCAUGUGAAAAGAAGGAUGAAGGUAAUGAUUUAAAGGAAGAUGCACAAGCUCCAGACGGAGGAUGGGGAUGGAUUGUACUCGUAGGUAUCGGAAAGUCAAUGGCAAACAUUCCAAGUAUUAUAAUGGUAGGGAGAUGGUUUGAUAAAAGAAGAUCGCUGGCUAAUGGUCUUGCCACGGCUGGGGCAGGAGUAGGAACGUUUAUCUUUGCACCACUUUUAGAAUUUCUCUUGAGGAAAUACGGUUUCCAAGGAACAAUGCUAGUUAUGGGCAGUGUUAUGCUAAACAUUUGUGUUUGUGGAUCUUUAUUUCGUCCAGUCCCCAAAUAUACCAAACUCAAAGGAUCUAGUUUGACGGGAAUUCCAAAUAAAGUAUUUACAAUAGAUGAAUCGACUGAUUUCUCGAUGGCUGCUGAAGUCAGGAUUCCACAAAAGACAGUAAAUGGAAGUUCUAAUAAAAUUACAACAACAAACUCAAUUAAUGACACAAAAUGUCGACAAUCAAAUAAUAACGAAAACAAACCUUUAAAAAGCUAUUUAGAUUACACAUUACUGACAAAUCAGCGUUUUAUUUGUUUUUGUAUGUCUGUUAUGUUAGCAACACUUGGUCACUCACCUGCAUCAAUCAUGUUACCUGCUUUGGCAAUGCAAUUCAAUAUUAGAUCAAAGGAAGCAGCCUUUUUAUUGUCAAUAACUGGGAUAGCGGAUAUAGUAGGACGUAUAACAUUCGGUGUGUUGUGUGACGUCAAGCUGUUUAAGAAGAAUCGACAGACCUUGUAUGUGUUUGCUAUUUUCAUUAGUGGUGUUGCUAACAUGUGUUGUGGAUUUGCUAGCGAAUAUUGGCACUUUGUGAUAUAUUCGUGUAUUUUUGGGUUAUUUGCCGGCUCUUAUAAUGUUUUGACGCCAGUUAUUUUGGUGGACCUUCUUGGAGUAGAGAAUCUGGCAAGCUCAUGUGGCUUGGCUCUGUUGUUUCAAGGUCUUGGAUUCCUCGUUGGCCCCCCUAUGGCAGGAUUUGUGACCGACAUGUUUGGCGACUAUCAAUCCGGAUUUUACUUUGCAGGAGUUGCUAUGGUUAUCAGUUCUAUUGUUGUCAAUCUCUCGACUUUUUGUACUCUUUGUACGACACUAAAUAAAGACAGUAAAAAUUACGAAAUAAACAGAGCUGACAAAGUAGAAAAUGAGUCAGGAAAUGACAUUAAUGUAGUUGAACACAUAAAGAAUGAAACGAAGAGAUCAUCAGAUAUAACGAUGAUUAAGUUACAUGUAAGAAGUGUUUGACAUAUGACAAAUCGUAGUAAUGUUAUUUAUCGUAUUAAUGAUAAAAGAAUUUAUAUUUAUGCACUGG
Mytilus californianus (California mussel) is the source of this 1351-nucleotide messenger RNA. Its product is annotated as monocarboxylate transporter 12-like. The coding region runs from base 1 to 1284 and encodes 427 amino acids. Gene Ontology annotation, biological process: transmembrane transport; monocarboxylic acid transport. The record is from RefSeq and is a predicted model, not a curated record. NCBI's taxonomy places the organism in Eukaryota, Metazoa, Mollusca, Bivalvia, Mytilida, Mytilidae. The transcript is spliced from 3 exons. Gene Ontology annotation, molecular function: monocarboxylic acid transmembrane transporter activity.